Juglans microcarpa x Juglans regia is the source of this 1188-nucleotide messenger RNA. Its product is annotated as NEDD8-specific protease 1. The transcript is spliced from 3 exons. Gene Ontology annotation, molecular function: cysteine-type peptidase activity; deNEDDylase activity. The coding region runs from base 190 to 894 and encodes 234 amino acids. Gene Ontology annotation, biological process: proteolysis. The record is from RefSeq and is a predicted model, not a curated record. NCBI's taxonomy places the organism in Eukaryota, Viridiplantae, Streptophyta, Magnoliopsida, Fagales, Juglandaceae.
AUUAAAAUGAAGUGCUUAAAAAAAUUUCCCUAGACUUCAAUGCAAAAGACUGGCAAAUCUCAAUACUCGGCGGUUUCCUGAAUUGUUGUCUCAACGGCGCGGCACAGUGUAAUAGCUUAGUCUGUCUCUAGCACUCAUCUCUCUCUAACAUCACUCUAAUCGCUCUGAGUACAUGCUGAUAUCUACUUAAUGGGGAAAUCGGGAGUUGACGAAAAGAUACUCAGCUACAACGAUGUUGUACUCAGACAAUCUGAUUUGGAGAUCCUUAGCGGCCCAUAUUUCCUCAAUGAUCGCAUUAUUGAGUUCUAUUUCAGCUAUCUUUCUUCACGCUAUCCUACUAAGGACGUCUUACUUGUUCCACCUUCGAUUGCUUUCUGGAUUAUGAAUUGCCCGGUUGUUGAAAGUCUCAAAGAUUUUCUUGAGCCCCUUCAUUUGCCUGACAAGAAACUGGCAAUUUUUCCUGUAAAUGACAAUGAUGAUGUAAGCAAAGCUGAAGGUGGGUCUCAUUGGAGCUUACUUGCAUUUGAGAAGAAAUCUAAUGUAUUUGUUCAUCAUGAUAGCUUUAGGGGGAUCAAUAAACGGCAUGCCAAGCAACUAUUUAAUGCUGUUGUUGGAUAUAUGGGGGCCUCCGAUUCAGCGCCAGGUGCUACUUAUCUGGAAUGCAAUGAUUCACCACAGCAAGUAAACAGUUAUGACUGUGGCUUAUAUGUGACAGCCAUUGCAAGAGCUAUAUGCAGCUGGCAUGAAAGUGGGGAAGACAAGGACAGAGAUGGCUUGUGGUUUUCUGCUGUGAAGCAACAAGUCACUCCAUCAAGUGUUGCCACGAUGCGAGAUGAGAUCCUGAGCGAAAUCAGAGGUUUAAUGCCACAAAGUAGUCUGGCCGUUACAAAAUGAGGGUUUGAAAAGUAGACAUUUGCGAAAAUCUUCUCAAACUAUAAUUCAGCUGUCCAUGACUCUCAUACUCUUAAGCUAUCUACAAAAUGUACAAUAUCUGAUUGCAUUAGAUGUUUUUGUUUUUUUUUUCCUUUUUUCCUGGUAAAAAGGGAGGAGGAAGAGAGUUAAAAGGGGGUGUUAAGCUUAGGAGACCCAUGUAUGGCCAUUUGUCGCUGCAAACUUCAGAUAGUACACAUACAUAGAUGAUAGACCUUUAAACUUGUUGCUCACAUGAAUAAACACCAUUCCCCCUAC